AUGAUGAAUAAUCUGAUUUUCAUGUCAUUCUUCGCAAGGUCAACAAAUUUAUCUUACAAUGAACGUUUAACAGAACUGAUGUAUCCUGCUGAUCUUUCUAUCAGAGCUAAAGUUGACGCAAUCUUAGAUUGGCACCAUUCGAACCUAAGGCUAGGAGCAGCCUCCAUCAUUGUGAACAGCAUAGCAGGACCAGCACUUGGCCUUCCAUUGAAUCCAAAAGCAGCAAAGGAAGCUGAGAAAAUUUUGGGCUCAUCUCUUGCAAAAAUUGAGACAAUUUGGCUCAAAGGAAAUGCAAAAUUUUUGCUAGGUAGUUCUCAGCCAUCUAUUGCAGAUCUCAGUCUUGUUUGUGAGAUAAUGCAACUGGAGAUUUUGGAUGAGAAAGAUCAUGAGAGAAUAUUAGACCGCCAUGGAAGAAUUCUGGAAUGAGUUGGAAAUGUGAAAGCUGCAACAAGUCCUCAUUUUGAAGAAGUACAUGCAGUCCUUUAUAGACUUAAAGCGAAGUUGCAAAGACAAAGAUCAUCAGUGAGUGAUAAGAUUAUGACAUCCUUCACAGAAGGCAAACUUCCAUCAAAGCUUUAACAUUUUCUGUCAAAUUAAUUUCUUGCAAUGUAUUAUUGAUGAUGGUAU
This is a messenger RNA of Dioscorea cayenensis subsp. rotundata (Guinea yam), 627 nucleotides long. Its product is annotated as glutathione S-transferase T1-like. Lineage: Eukaryota; Viridiplantae; Streptophyta; Magnoliopsida; Dioscoreales; Dioscoreaceae. The transcript has 4 exons. The record is from RefSeq and is a predicted model, not a curated record. The coding region runs from base 1 to 426 and encodes 141 amino acids.